AUGGGCCGAAUCCAUAUACCUGUCGCUCUUGAAGAUCAAAUUUCUGACAGUGAUCGCUCGCGUGCUUCGACUGCAGAUCCGCACAUUGUUAUGGCAGAGCAGCGCACCCACGAUGUGGUAAACCAAGCACGGUCGGUGGGUGACGCCUCGCCUUCCGACGUCUCUGCGAGUAAGACCAUCGACUCGAACGCCACCGGGGGUGCAGUGGAGGUAAAUGUUAAAGCUACGAUAUCAAACGAGGAAGCUAGCCGUCAAGAACCUACUUCGAACGGACCACCAGCUGUUCAAGACAAUCCUAACUUGCAGGACGUUCCCUUUAUCAAACAUGCUGAUGAGGAUAGCGAGAGCUCGAUUGCUGGUAUUGGUUCAGAAUUCAAGCAAGUCGAGUCUUCCAACCCAUCUCGAGCCAACACCCCCUCAGUCGAUGGCGAGAAUAGAGGCCGACAAGGUGCCUUGGAUGGAAGCGGAGGGUCAGACACUGACACCAGUAAACCUGACGGAUUGCCAAAUGGAAAGCAUCAUACUCGAUCAGCGUCGGUCAAACGUCCAACCUCUUUCAAAUCUGUCUCAUCUGUCACGAAAAGUUUCUUGGCGAAAGCUGCGUCAGGCUCUGCUGCAGCUGCUAAGCUUAGUGGAGACCGCUCCCCAAGUAAUUCUAGCCUUUCCGCUGCUUCAAAUCAGCCGACGCCUCGGCCUCGACUGGUAGCAAAAUCUACUGGAGGCUUGCGAGACUCGCUCACUAGGUCUAGUUCUGCUGCAAGCACUCAUGGUAGUGGCGGGGCGCCGGACGGCAGCAAGGUGUGGAAUAAGAACAGACCUGUUCCUCCUCCGCCGCCGAAGCAAUUCACGGACGAGGAACUCAAGCAACAAUACGGUAUUCACCUCGCCACUCGGCUGCAAUCAGAUGACAAUGGAAAAGAAGGAAAGUGGGCAGACAUUGAUGAUGACGAGGACGAUUGGGCUCCCGAGGAAAUCGAAUGGAAUGACGGGACUAAGACCUCUCUCCACACGGAAGAUCAUUCUACUCCGCCUCCUGCCGCUCCAGAUUCGAAGGUCGAGCCUGAAAAAGCAGCGAUGCCCGCCCCCGAUCCCCCCAAGAGUAGCAGCUCCACUACAAAAGUCUUGAAACUAGGUGGUUCUGCUGAUACCGCACCUAAAUUCGGCGGCCUUGUUCUCAAAGGAGCGCCCGAGAAGCCCACUCUUGUUGCCAAGCCUACACCCCCAGCGCCCGUGAAAUCGCCAUGGGCUCCGCUCCCUCCGAUUGAUAAGAUUUCCCCGGUCGCGAUCGAUCACCGACCGCAAGAGAGCCAACUGCGUACUCAACGAGAGCAACGGGAAAACUUUCAAGAUUCUGUUCAUCCUCCGCAUCUACCCCCAGCCCGAGAAAUUGAGGCAGAUGAUUUCAAUCGUUCUUGGAGAGACGGCUACACAGGAAAUCGAGAGCUUUUCAAUUCGCAAUCUGGACGAUACGAGCCUGUUAACGACGUACGAAGGGGUUCAUUGCGACAUGAACAAGGUUUUCGACAGCCUGCUGUCUUGCAACGACCCCACCACCAUGAUCAAUCUGGACCUGCUGAGCCAUCAGCAGCUUUCCAAACUAGCCGGACAACCCACCAAGACAGCGCAUCGUGGGGACGUCGUCGUACUUCAUCGAAUGUGAGCGGGGGCAGUGGCGUGUAUGGAAGGCGAAUGUCGUUUGGCAGAGGCCCCGACGAGGCUUCGGCAGACAGACGACGAGGCUCACAGGUGGGAACCCUUAACACAACUGAGUCUGCACCUCAUCCUUCAGAUCGGCUUGCUGAACAAGGAUCCCAGUAUUUGUCACGUGGAUACUCCCCAACUCGGACGAACCAGCAUGCGCCCUGGCCUCAGCACUCCUCUCCGGUCCUUCACCAUGUUGCACCGGCUUCCCCUGAGGAUGCUGCGUCACAAACACCCUCACAGACCGACGAUAAACCUCAAGGGGCAGUGACUGUUACUGAGCUACCGCAGCAAGGUGCACAAGAUCCAGUUGCUGUACAACAGAAGAUCAUGAAGGAAAAGCGAGAGCUUGCAAUGAAACGCCGAAGAGAGGAAGAGGAGCGUGAGGAGGCCGCAAGGAGAGAGCGGAUAAGGCUUAAGAUGGAGUCACUGGGAAUGGCUCCGAUGGAAGGGAAACUUGCAAAAUCCAAAACUGCACAAGCUGAAGAAGUUCCUCAAUCAUCCGAACCUCCACACUCGCAACAUACUGAAGCACCUGCACAUGCAUCAUAUGCGGUAGCUAUAUCACCCCCAGCCGAUGUCUCUGCGCAUUCGAAAGAGAAGGAGAAAGCUGUUUCUCUUAACGAGCAUCUUCCAAAACCCCCAGUGCCUGAACAUUCUGGUGAGGUUAGGCAGUAUGGUCUCAUGAAGGUGCACCAGCCGCAGCCUGUUCGUAGGUCCAUGGCAGCGUCCGAGAGUCAGCAUUAUCUGCCUCAACGCAUUGGGACUACUACUGCUGCCGCUCCGCGGGCCCCUUCACCAUCGAAAGUAAUCGAACCGGGAGUCACUAAACCUGUGAAAUCAGACCCACCAACUGUACCUUCUCUUGCCCCUCAUCCCCAGGAUCGACCGCUCAGUUCGAGCCCACAGCAAGGAAGCCGGUCUGGAUAUCAAGAUUCCAAGGAACAGCUCUGGAAGACCAAGUCCCAAGGGGCUGAAUCUUACCCCGGAUGGACCGGGAGCAUGACGACUCACUCCGUGACUGGGAGCAAUUUGUGGGGCCCUCCCCAUAAUGACAAGGCUCUGGGCAACGGCACCUUUGAUCGAGGUCUUUCAACAGUGGCUCAGAGGCAUAUUACUCAACCGCAGCCGGUGUCUCCCCCUGUCCCUGGUCCUAUUGGGCCGCCUCCAGCGAUGAGAAAGCCUCUUUCGCCAUCUAAGCCAAUUACAAGUGAGUCUGAAGACGCACAACAAACUAUCUCCCCAGUCGGGAGAAGUCUUCCAGAACAACCAUCUCCGCAGCUGGUGCUUGCGAAUAGCACACCCGUUCCUCCUCUCUCCAGUUCCGUUGCCCGGCCCACUCCCAUCGGACCUCCUGUUGGGCCCUCGAACCGGACUUCUCAGAGUCGGGCGUCAGCGUUGUCUGCUUGGGCGAACUUACCAGCACAGCUGGCUCGGGAAGAUGCAGAGGCCAGGAGACGGGAUGAAGAACAACACUCUGCUCGCUUAGAAGAAGAAGCUCGAACAGGUGUAAAGAGAGAUGUACCCCAGCCUACAUUCAAAGAGACAUGGAGGCAAGUGCUUGUUGAUAAUAGUUCUGGACAGCGGCAAGUGGUUAGCUCAACAAAACAAGCCAACGAGGAGCAUCCUUUGAAAACAGAGAGCAAGCAUGGAACUAUCGAAAGCGCGAUAUUCCCCGUCCAACCGAGUGCGAGCUCCGGGUCUGGAUCAACUCCUAAUGCCGUCGCGGGGGGCCGCGGGUCCAGAUUUUUUCCUCAAGGAUCAUCCACCGCCCGCUCUACCAAUGCCAGUCUCUCUACGUUCCGCCCAGGCUCUCCACCACCUCCUGAAUCGUUUGGCCACCCGGCCUAUGCAGGUGAUGUGAACCGGCCUCUAGUUAGCUUGCCGAUUCCAAAACCCAUAGUGAAACUACCCCCACCAGCUGUUGUUCCAGCUACUUCUGUCGUAUCAACUUCGCUGCCAAAAUCUUCUGCCGCGAGACAGUCUUCAGAGUCGCUUCGUGUCGUACCUCAGCCGAUCGCUAGUACCUCCACCUGGCAGGACAGAUUCAAUGGCCUCUUUGAGAGGAAACCGGUAGAAUCAAAGUUUGUUCAGCUCAAACCUGCAGUCCCCGUUCCGCCGAAAUCCUAUGCACUUGCCGUCAAUUCAGCUAGCAAGGCGCCCUUAGAGGUUGCCAGCAACAGAACUCCGGCCACGGUAUCUCUUCCUAAGAAGGAAGUCGACGAUCACGCAUCUCACCUUGCCGCACUAAGGGUAGACUUCGGUGACUUCGUCUCCACGAAGCCAACGGAGGAAGCUUUGCUUGAGGAGAGGGAGUUCGGAUCCAUACCCAUCGUAAGGGUGCCUCUCAUGGCUCCUAGGAAUGCCUGGUCUCCCGCCAAGCCGCCCCAAACACGACCCCGAUCUCGGUUUCAAAAGUCGAUUCAAGUCCAAAGUAUUGAGCCUUUCUUACUCAAUAUCCACGAUAAGGAGAACCAAUCAUCUCAGGGGUAUUUCAUUUCAGUUCGCCUGCCUGGCGAAUCCACUACCAAGACGCAGAUAAUGCCAAGAGCUCAAGGAUCUCUGCGUGAGCCAAUUCGUUCAAGAAAUAGCUCUGCAGGAUAUAAAAAGAAGCCUUUGCGGGCAAAGGAAGGCUCUGGCAAUUCUCACGUGGGUAGAUCACGUCGACCCUCCUCGCAGCGAUCCACUCCUCCGACCGCUUCUCCGAAGCCUGGCUAUAAUAACUCCACUUGGGGUCGACGUGUAUCUGGUGUGAUGUCGUAA
Messenger RNA from Xylona heveae TC161, 4464 nucleotides. RefSeq lists its product as hypothetical. The coding region runs from base 1 to 4464 and encodes 1487 amino acids. Lineage: Eukaryota; Fungi; Ascomycota; Xylonomycetes; Xylonales; Xylonaceae. The transcript is spliced from 4 exons. The record is from RefSeq and is a predicted model, not a curated record.